AUGUCGAACGCGCUGCCGCGUCCGGCUCACGCGUCCUCCGACGCGAUGGGGCUUGGGCCUUCGCCUUCACGAGCGUCCCAGCACUCGUCGUUUUCCUCCACGCUGCCUUCCUCCUCUCGAGAGCGGGAAGCAGGAUGGAACGAAGCCGACGACGAAGGCCCCGAGGCGGAGCAUCAACCUCGACUCCUGGAGACGUUGCAGGAUGUACCGAAGCCGUUUCUCGACAAGGCCCGCGGCAUUGUGGAGCAGCUGCGAGGCCGAGAAGGAGAGCAGGCGACACUCGACGCGAAUAGCGCCUACCUUCUCUGCUUCCAGCUUCUCAAGCUCGCGGGUCUGGAGGCAGAGAUCCCCAGGCUUGUCGUCUUCGGGCAGCAGAGCAUGGGCAAGACGACCCUUCUCGAUUAUAUCAUGGGAGGGCCGAUUGGCUACAGCAGCACGGACACCGGAACUCGGCAGCCAGUCGUGAUUCUUUUGCGGCCUUCGGAGUCUGCCGACAGCGUCCAGUGUUGGUUGGGAGGGGAAGAGAUCGAGGUGAAGGAGCUGCAGGCGCGCAUGAAGGAAAUCAUGUCUUCUCAGGGCGAGCGCAUUUCGUCGCAGGAGCUCGAGGUCGAACUCGCGGUGCCGAACGGCGUGCAUGCAGUUUUUGUCGACCUUCCAGGAGUCAAAGACGACAGCAAAGCUGGAGCGACGCAGACGCGCUCUGUCGUCAGAACCUACGUCCAAAACAAUCCAAACGACUUGUACAUCCUCGUCAAGAAAGCUUCAGACGACCCUGCGAACUGGCCGUGGAGCCUUCGAGAGUUCAUUCUCUCUGCACCUCCUAAAGGUCUUGGGCUGACGCCUCGCCAGACUGUGGUCGUCGGGACCCGCGCGAAGGAGUUUUUGGUGAACGAGAAAAAUGACAUCCGCACUCAGUCGCAGCUCCUCGAGCGUGUCUUGAAGCGAGCUGUCAAGGACUCGUCUGGCGCGCCGCUGCCGUUGUUUCUCCUCGAGUUGUUUUCCUUGUCAAUUGAGGAGAAAGACGCUCUGGACUUCGCCGCGAAACGGGCCGCGAUGAAUCGACAAAUGGACGAGGGAGGCCGAACAGUCCGGCAGCUGCUGGAAACGGCCUUCGAGCCUGGUCCGAACCCUCAGCUGUCGAGGAAGCUCACGGAGUUCUUCAGUCCUUCUCGCUUCAAAAAAGAGUUAAACCACAAGUUCCAGAGCCUCUUGAGUGAGCAAAUGGGGAUUCUGGAGCGUCGCCUUGUACGGAAACGCUUGGAGACGCAAAAACGGAUUUCCGACCUCGAGGAUCAGCUCGCCUUGCAGAGUCCUCAGUCCUGUCGGGAGUGUAUCAAGCUGUAUUUGCGAGAGCUGAUGCAAGUAGUCACCGAGCUGGUGACAGGAAACUACACCAUCAUUCGUUUGCCGCACAACGGCGACGAGUUUUUGAAGACUUUCGGCGGCAACUUGAGAGACAACCUCGAGGAUGGUCACGAGCUGGCGUGCGACUUGUUUCCGGAACAUUACGACCGCGGCUUCUUGACAAAAAUCAUUAAAGAGGCAGAGGAAGUCUUCCGUCGUCAGGACCUCGAGGAGAGCUUGGCCCCAGUCACGGGACCUGACGGGCGCGUUGUCAUGCAGCCUGGGCACAUUGUUCGUUACACUUUGUCGAAGGACGACACCAACAUGUUCGGCCUCGUUCAGAGCGUUGGACCUCCGAGAGCGACAGAAGACUCUGCUGAGAGUCAGGGCGCUGCAGCAAGCGACGCUUCUGCUCUCUCUUCGAAGGAAGCGACCGUCACAUUCUACUUCAGAAGCGGCCAAGCUCAGGGUGAACAGUCUCAGUUCAAGACCGUGGACAAGCAGCGCCUGGCGGUUCUGUUGCCUCUGCAGACGAUCAUUCACCCGUCGACUCCGCCGCCGGCUGGCUUCCGCUGCUGGAGGCGCUUCUAUCGGCCAGACGGCUGGGUGGGUCUGCAGCCGGUGGAGCUCCUGAGUCUGUCGCUGCGGCCAGCGUCUGUGGCGUUUGCAGAAGGAAAGUCGAGUCCGACGCAUGCAGGCGCUUCGGGAGGCGGCGCCUUCGACGGCUUGCAGGGCGGCGAGGGGAGACAGAGGUUCAGCGAGAAGAGCGAGGCUGUCGUCAAGGCGCUAGCAGGACCCGACCUGCGAUCCGCUGCAAAUGCGCAGGCUUCAGAGCAAGUUGCCACUCUCGACGAACUGUUUGCGGAUGCUGCGACUGGAGACGGAGAGCGACACUCUCACGCCCACCGACGAACGCAUCUCAGCGCUCUCCAGAGGAUCUCGGGAGACUUCGCAGAUACGCGACUGUUAAACCAGCUUGCCUUAACGCACCUUGGCCGCUGGCUGAAGUUCCAUAUCUGCAACAUCGAACCUGAUCGCCGAUUUAGUGACCAUGUCCUUCUUCAGAUGAUGCGCAGCGUGCGUCAUGUGAUCGACAAGGCAGACUGGGAACCGCUGGUCGCAGACCUUCUGCAGGCGAAUGUCGGGGCUGGUAUGCUUCAGCUGGCUCGGCUGGCUGCCUGCGCGGCGGCGUCUGCUUUGAGGCGAAUUUUGCGGGCCGCGAGCGCCGAGGUCAAUCGACAAAUAAAGUGCGGAGAUCUGCGCAGCGGCCUUCUCUUUCUCGCGACGAAUCACCGCUUCAUGGAGGAGCUCGAGCAAAGUUUGGAGGAGUACACGAGGAAAAAGGCGCGGGACUGUGCACAAGCCAUGCGCGACUUGAUUUUCGAGCAAACGCAUGCAAUUCACUUCGAAAUGAUCGAGGACUUCUUCGACGGCUGCAAACGGUUCGAAGCGGAUUUCCUUGGAGGAUCGAUGAUGGGCGAAGUCACACAACAUGUCAAGGACUCGCUGGCAAUGCGCAAACAGCGCCUGGGGAUCGCUGACAUCUACGCCCGCCAAGAAAACGGCGCUGGCACCCCCGACAGCAUGAUUUAUGAAGAAGUUCGGAUCCAGUUCUGGGUAGUGAAGAUGCUCUUGUCUGCGCCACUCACGACGAAGCUCUACAUGCACUUCAUCAAGGACAUAAAAGACAAGAGCAUGCACUUGGCAUCGGAAGACAAGUACUCUGUCACCUGCGAGAACGACUUGGAGAGAACGCUGCAAGAGCAGAUGCUCUGUGAAAGGUCUCCAGCAGGGCGGGCGCUUGCUCGAACGGAUGAAGAACUGAUGGAGCAUUUCAACAUCAGCAUGAACAAGGACGAACUCAUCAACCAGUUGAAUGCAGCCCGGCGAACCGAGGAGUACACCAAGCUGGCACUCGAAGGCGUCGCGAAGCUCCUGCACCAGCUGCAGAAGGGAUCUGGAGUGGAUUUCCUUACUCGUCUCGACUCUCCCAUGGAGAGGCGCGCGAGUGCAUGCCGAAACAAAAAGCAUUCCUCGAGCGGAGAAGAUGCAAGAGAAGGACUAGAGGAAAACAGGGAAGGAACGGGAAGCGCUGCUGGAAGGGGGCACACCCCCAGUGGCCGCGUCGGUCAACCUGCAGGAAGUUCCGGUCGGCUUCCGUCACCGUUGAAUGGGGCUUGAAACUGUGUGGCUUGUGCUGGCCCACUUCGCCAGAGCACUGGGAAGAACAGCGAAGAAACAUUUGUUACAAAAAAAAGUGUAC
Toxoplasma gondii ME49 is the source of this 3607-nucleotide messenger RNA. Its product is annotated as arginyl-tRNA synthetase. The record is from RefSeq and is a predicted model, not a curated record. Lineage: Eukaryota; Apicomplexa; Conoidasida; Eucoccidiorida; Sarcocystidae. Gene Ontology annotation, cellular component: microtubule; cytoplasm; membrane. The transcript has 18 exons. The coding region runs from base 1 to 3525 and encodes 1174 amino acids. Gene Ontology annotation, molecular function: GTPase activity; microtubule binding.